UCGUUAUUCAGUAUUUACUGCUAGAUCAGGAUGGUAAAUUGUGUUGAUGGUACAGUGAUAUUGCAUGCUGACAUAGAUUUGCAGUCUACAGAAUCUAUGGGGAUUUAGAAAUGAUUUCGUUUGUAAUCAUGGGAAUUCUGAGAACCUAAAUCAGUAAAUAACAUAAUCUUAUAAUUGUAGUAAUGCAGUAAUGGAUUUUCCUCAUUAUGCAUAAGAAAAAAAUCUUCUCAACCGUUUGUAUUUUUCUGGCUGUAUCUGCAUUUUAUGGAUUAUCUUUGACAUGGAAAGAGGUUGAAAUACAAGAAAAAACAAAAGCAUCGCAGAAGAAAAUAAAGUUGAGAUUAUCUCGAACAUUCAACCACGAUGUCCAAAGUUUUAAUCAAGUUAAGUUUAUGAACAAAGUAAGAAAAACUAAACGGAACAGGUUAAACUUUACAAUGUUGCCAUGGAAGUAUAGUCACAACUAUUUUGUGGGUGAUGAUGUAAACUAUUCUAUGAUCAUACUUAUAAAAUCUCAUGCAAAUAACACUAGACGACGUCAAUUUAUCGGAAACUCCUGGGGUUCAUCUGCUCAUGUUGUAAAUGGAUUUCGUUUUGAAAUUGUCUUUAUCGUUGGUUUAUCGGAUUCGAAAGGAAAUCUUGCUUUGCAAAAAGAGAAUGAAAAUCAUGGAGAUUUAUUGCAAACAACAUUCAUUGAAUCUUAUGAAAAUUUAGUUUAUAAAACUCUUGCUGGAAUGCAGUGGGCUGUAGAAACCUUUCCGGAAAACUGGUUUUAUGCUAGCAUGGAUGAUGACGUGUUGCCAGAUCUUGUGAAAAUUUCCAAAGACCUCCAAGAAAUAAUGGAAAGAGAAAAAUUAGAAAGACUUCGUUUGCUAUUUGAUGAGCCUGAUAUUGACAGCAGUCAUAAUUUCAACAAAGACAUUAAAUAUAAACAUUUGACAGAUUUACCUAUUUAUUGUGGGUUUGGUUACAGAUUAAAACCAAGACCGAAGAGAUUAAAAGAAAGCAAAUGGUUCAUGGCUGAAGAUGAGUAUCCUCUUAAAAUCUAUCCAUCUUAUUGUUUUGGAGGAUUCUAUGCUAUGACUCUUAAACUAGCGCAAGAUUUUUACGACCUGUCUCGUACCCUGCCUAUGUUUUGGAUAGAUGAUAUCUGGAUCACAGGUUUUCUUAGAUUGAAGUAUUUUUUAGGAAAAUCAUCACAAUGUGUUUAUUGUAAAGUUAUGAAUACAACUAUGGGUCUGUGGACUGAAUAUCCAGAAGAAUAUACCACGGUUGAUACCGGAAAUGAAAAUUUUCUCGUGCAAGAAUGGUUCAAACUUCAGUCAAAGAUGACCAAAAUUGAGUAAUUAAAACACUGAUCCAAAUAUGCAGAGUUCAAAAAGUUUGAAAGAAAUUUUAACUUUUUGUUAAACUUCAGUUUUAUUUCAUCUACCUCUUGCAAAAUCCAGUCCGUUGGAAAAAUAACAUGUCUUCUAUAGCUUUUAUCUACAUUUAUGAAGAGAUGAAUAAAUUAUUUUUCAUUUAUGGCUGAAAUUCGUUGUUGGUCAUAUUUCCUUUUUGUGUGAUGGAAACAUGACUUUCUAAAAUUUGUUUUUGUUAUUUUUUAUUGCUAGAAUGGUUUAUAAUUAGUAAAGUGUCUAAUUUUGAAUUAUUAAACUACAUUAGAUAUUAUCAAAAAUAUCUUAAGCAAUAAUUUAUUAUUAAUAUUUUCGAGUCAAGGUAAUAUUAUGUUAGCAAUGCAUUGUAGCAGAUUGAAACAGUGUUUCAUUUAUUUUAUAUUUAUAUUUCAAAUUAAUUUCUUGCAUGGAUUGUUUGUGUGAUGCUUUUAUUUUGAUUAAAAAUCUUAUGUCAAUGGUGUUUUUAUUCUCAAAUACUCAUUCACUUAUAUUAGUGCACUUAUUAUCAAAGCUUUUCAGUUUGUAUAUUUUCAAAUUGAUUUACCGGUAACUGAAUUCCUCAAAUCAGAUAUAAAGUAUUUUAUUUAGUCAUGGUUUGAAAGAUGUUUAGUUUUUGUCUCACUUGUAUUGGUAUUAUUUUAUCUAAUUUUAACAACCCAGAAUUUAUGUGCAUUAAGCUUAUUCAAAAUGUUAUAUUGAACUGAUACUCUGAUAGCUAAAAUUAGCAUUCGAUAUGUGGUCUUAAUAACAAUCAUACAAUUCCAAAAUUCAUAUGGUCUUGCUAUUUUAUUGCACAAGAUUUUUAUGGAAAAAUUUCAACUUUGUUUUACAUUUGUAGUACUGUCGUGAUCAAUUGAAUUUUUUUAAUGUCAUACUUUUUGUUAUUAUGGUUUUCAUUAAACUAACAGUCUUUAACAUUUCUGAUUCUAAACUCCUAAUAACAUCCCACUUGAAAUGUGUCUUAUCUCCGAAUCUUUUGUAUUAAAAAAUUUGUAACUUUUAACCACCUUUUUCAAUUGGCUGUGAGCUUACAUCCACUCACUGUCGAUGUACCCACGCAACAACAAAAAAACUGUUAUAACAAAAUUUUCAGGUACUUGUAUGUGAAAUUUAUUACUUCAUAAGAUGUUCAGGUCUUGCCUCAAUCGAUCGGUACUUGUUACUAACAAACACAUAGCGCACUGCCAUGCCAUAAUGCUAUAUAGCAGUGAUUCACAACUGGGGGUCCCUGGUCCACAGAGCAGUUGGAGGAGACCAACAUGCCAGGCGCAAAACUGAUUUUACUUUUUCCUUGACUAGAAAACUCCCCAUUCUUCCUAGUUUGAUUGCUUGAUAAGGUUAUUUCACAGGGGGUUUUCACUUUGUUGUUGAGCAUAAAUUAUUUGAACAUAAUGGUAUUUGGAAUCUACUAAUCAAAGUAACACAAUGAAUACCACUGGAAUGGUAAACGAGGGCCAAUGAAUGCUGAAAGCCUUCGGAAGUGGGCCAAGAUAUAUGAAAGGUUGGGAACCACUGCUGUAUAGGUUCAAUAGCUCCUCGUUCUUCCUUGAUUAUGAAUAAUUUUGCUCAGGUCGGCAGUCUUCUUUACUUCUGAGUGAGUUUCUGCCAUCUUGCUUUAUUAAUCAAAUUUUCUUAAUAUAUAUAGUUUAUUCAUCUUGAUCAUUACUGUGAACUUUUUUUA
Messenger RNA from Styela clava, 3078 nucleotides. RefSeq names its product beta-1,3-galactosyltransferase brn-like. Lineage: Eukaryota; Metazoa; Chordata; Ascidiacea; Stolidobranchia; Styelidae. Gene Ontology annotation, biological process: protein O-linked glycosylation. Gene Ontology annotation, cellular component: Golgi membrane. The record is from RefSeq and is a predicted model, not a curated record. Gene Ontology annotation, molecular function: hexosyltransferase activity.